CUGAUUGGCUGAGGAGAGGCCGAGGUCUCACAUGCACGCAUGUCUUCAUUCAUAGCCAGCGUGGAAACAGGCAGACCGACGUUAGUGGACCAGAGUUCGGCUGUAACACGGAGGAUCCCCCCACCCAGUAUGGAUCUAAUCUCUGCGGAUUAUAAUGUCGACAAAGACGGACAGAGGGAUCCGGGAAUCGCGUUGGGUGACGGGGGAAAGUUCGGCGGCUCCUCCGGCAGCAACAAGCAGGAAGAAGAGAUAUCUUGAGAGGGGUUAGGUCGGAGGAGGAUUGGCUAGGGCACGUGGGCUGAAACGUGAAACCUACUUUUUUCAUCUUCUUGAAAACUACAACCGUUUUCAGGUUUCAACACGUUUGAACACGUUUGAACAUGUUGUCUUCCACUCUCCUGUGUUUCCUGCUCUUCCUGCCACUCUCUGAAGAGCCAGAUGAGUUAACGGUGAAGCCCGAGCAGGACGUUACUCUCGGGUGUCGGGCUCUCUCAGACGGCCCCGUCACUCUGCUGGAGUGGAACAGACGAGACCUGAAGGACGAAGGCUACGUCUUCUUCUACAGGAACCAGCGCGCGUACGAGAAGUAUCAGCACCCGCGUUACCGGGGCCGGGUGGAGCUGAGAGACCCGGAGAUGAUGCACGGAGACGUCUCCGUUGUUCUGAAGAACGUCAGCAUCAACGACACCGGGACGUACGACUGUCGAGUUAUAAUCACCGGGGGCAACGAGAGCAGGAAGCUCAUCAACCUGACUGUCACCGACUCCGAUCCCACAUCUGGACAGGAGGUUGAACAUCCUAGACUCGUGGUCGGUGUGUCAGUUGCCGUAGGCCUCGUUAUUGUUAUUGUUCUUCUUUCUUCUGUUCUGUGUUUUAUCAUUUAUAAACGGCGUAACAGUCCCACAAACAAUCCUUCAUACAAAGCUCCGGCUGAUGAAAGCACCUAGGUGACCGGAGUGUCUGAGUCCUCCUGCUGAAGGAAUCAACAGUCUAGAAACGAUUAGUUAGCACGCUCAUAUCAGCGUUUUUCAUAAUAUCACAUUGCACCUUUUGACAUUCAAAUCUUCAGCAAACUAAAGCUUGUUUGCUUUUUAAGCUUGUUUCACUCACAAAGAUGUAAAUUGUAGUAUUGAUCAGACAGCUAAUUGAAUGUAUAGAUGUGAGGUUUAGCUUUCUGCACUUUAAUGAUUCUGUGUUCUCAUGUUGCACAGCACUUUAUUUCACCUCUUGAGUUUUAUCCACUUAAUAACUGUUACUAUUAAAAACGUUUCCUUUUCUUUCUUUUUUUUUUUAAAUGAAGUGGUUGUUCUGGAUCAAUGCCGCCCAAUUUGGGGCCUGCGGGUCAAGUUUGGCCCGUCAUGAAAUUUGACAUUCUUAUUCCCCUCUUAUUUUCUGUCAACGUGUAUAAAACCCUCCACAGAAACUCCUUGUGCUCAGAGAUUCCUGUGAGUUUGUGUCUCCACUGCGCGGAGAAUCAAACUUCUCUCAUUGGACCUGAGAGAAGUUUUUCUUCCCCAGACUCCGUGUCUGUGAAACAGGGUUCAAGUUUAAGAAGAUGAUGAGCCGAACGCGUGCUGCUGUCUGUAAACAAAUUUUCCUUUUUUGCUUUAACCUCUGCAAAACGAGAGGAAAUGAGUCACAAAGCAUUGAGCGUUGUUCAUAAACAUGCAGACACGUCUGAUGUGGUUUCUGCGGGAGCGUGCCUGUGUUCCCACAUUUCUAAGAAAUAGUUUUCACUGAAAAUUAGGCCCUAUGUUCCCACAUUUCUAAGAAAUAGU
Perca flavescens (yellow perch) is the source of this 1778-nucleotide messenger RNA. RefSeq names its product myelin protein P0-like. Gene Ontology annotation, cellular component: external side of plasma membrane. Lineage: Eukaryota; Metazoa; Chordata; Actinopteri; Perciformes; Percidae. The transcript has 4 exons. The coding region runs from base 381 to 947 and encodes 188 amino acids. Gene Ontology annotation, molecular function: signaling receptor binding. The record is from RefSeq and is a predicted model, not a curated record. Gene Ontology annotation, biological process: T cell receptor signaling pathway; regulation of cytokine production.